AUGGUCAACUUUUCCAUUGAAACUAUUUUGAAAGUCAAUCGUCACAAGCAAGACAACAACAUCAACAACAGUUACAACAAUAACAACAACAUCAACAACAACAAAGCUACUGAUGAAGUCAUCAACUACGACAAUAAAAAGAGCAACCACAACAGCAACUUCGACGCUGGCAACAACAUUAUUCGGCCGGAAAAUAAGAAAGCAAUCAAGAGACCAUGGAGUGACGGAUGUGCGAACGAUGAAGAAAAUCAUCAGCAACAUUUCAAACAGACCUGCUUCCCCACAAGCAACUCAACCAACUCAUCCACCACGUUGAACAGUUUCACUUCCAGUAAAGCUUACAUCCACAGUAACGAACGGUGCAUCCGUCCAAUUUUAAAUCGCCUCGAUGUUGCUGGUGUUGGUGGGGUCGAUGUUGGGAGUGUUGGGGGUGGCAAGUUGGAAUCGAACCCCCUCUAUGCAUUGUACGAGAUGGCAAGCACCAACGUUCCAAGAAUAGAACGCACCCAUCUUCUAAGUUGGUCACUUUUCAUUCAAAAUAUUUUCAUUCAGUGUUUGUUAUAA
Molecule: messenger RNA, 564 nt
Organism: Helobdella robusta
Lineage: Eukaryota; Metazoa; Annelida; Clitellata; Rhynchobdellida; Glossiphoniidae
Exons: 1
Coding region: 1-564 (187 amino acids)
Source: RefSeq, a predicted model, not a curated record